Messenger RNA from Aspergillus homomorphus CBS 101889, 999 nucleotides. RefSeq lists its product as uncharacterized. The coding region runs from base 83 to 940 and encodes 285 amino acids. The transcript has a single exon. NCBI's taxonomy places the organism in Eukaryota, Fungi, Ascomycota, Eurotiomycetes, Eurotiales, Aspergillaceae. The record is from RefSeq and is a predicted model, not a curated record.
CUUUGAUUCUCUAUCUUCUGUUUUCUGUAUUCAUUCUGAAUGCAGCUAUCUACCAACCUCUAAAGUCAGCUCAACCACCAAAAUGAGCCCGGGUACUCGCCUCCUCUACCUCCUCACGCCCCCGGCCCUACUCACAUACACCGUCCACCGCGGCCUCACCCACCUCGAAGCCAAAUACCCAGCCGUGCCUCCAGAACAAGCGAGCAGCCGCGCGCUCACUACCCCGGAGAACCCGGCUACACAGCGCUGCGCCGAAAUCGACAUCUACCAAGCCCGUGUCCCGGUUGAGGGCCUUCUCCGCGCUGCUGCUGCUGCUGCUGCUGCCGCUACCAACAACAACCCCAACACCUCAAAUACCAACCUCAGCCCCACCAUAAAUACACAAACCCUCCAAACAGCCUGGGCAAUCCUCUUCCUCACAAGCCCGAUAAUCCAAACCGAAGCCAAACUUAUCGGCCUGCUCACAACGGGCAAAUUCCACCCGGGGGACGUAGGCCUCUCACCGGCGGGCUUCCAACCGCCCGAACCCAGCCCCGACAACCCGGCGCCAACGAAACGCAAACUGAUCAACGGGGGCUUUAUCGUGGAGCGCCAGCCCACCGAGUCGCCGUAUGGGUUGCUCGCGUCGUGGAAGAUUCCCAACGAGCCGCGGGAGUUCUUUGAGAGGAUCGCGCAGUGGGGGUAUCCGUGGCGGUUGAUGAGUGGGGGAAGGCAUGAGUGGAGUGUUUCGGAGCCGUAUCUUGUUGAUGAAUCUGAGGGGGCUGCUGAUGGGACGAAGGAAAGGGAGUGGGUGGUGGAUGUGCGGUUUGCGUCGGCGCAUGAUUAUGAGGUGGUUGAAGCGGAAGGUGAGAGGCAGAAGGUUAUACCCGGUUGGGGUGGGAGGUUGCAUCGGGGUUUUGCGAUGUUGUUGGUCGAGGAUACGGUGCGGAGGGUUAAAUGAUACUUGGUAGAUUACUAGUAGUGUGGAUUGGGGUGGCGGACCUAGGAGGUUGAUGAGAU